UCUUUGCUGCAGAGUUAGAGUGAAGCAGUCGAUGCGCCACUAUGACGUCCAUCCCUGCUCUUCUCGCUCUCAGUCUAACAUCAGCACUCCUCAGCUGCUCAGCCGCACAAUCCUCCAUCCGCUGCAUAUGGACCAAAGUUUCUCCUAACGGCCAAGUCCAUGUCAGUUUCCUCCGUGGGGAUCCACUCGGGACCCCCCUGCGCCUGUACCACAGCGUGUGGUCCGGGGAGCGCGCGCUGUCCGGGUGCACCUGGAGCGAUGACGCAGCGCUCAUCCAGAGCUAUGCGUCUCUUUGCGGGGGGCGCACGCGCGGAUUUUCCGACCGUGCGGCUAAUAUGUUUGAUCUGGACUCUUUGCUUGACGCGGAUGAGUGCGUCUCUCUGGCCUCUCCGAGCUUUGAGGGGGAGAAACGGGGGAGACACGUGAGAAGCCUCGGGGAUCAGAGCGAGGAUGAAAGGUCAGAGGUCAGGAUACGCACGCGAGUAAAACGCGGCUUUAUUGUUCCUGGGACUCUGUGGUGCGGCUCAGGCAACAAAGCGCCAUCAUAUGCAGAUUUGGGAGUUUUUUCCGACACGGACAGCUGCUGCAGGGAACACGACCAGUGCAAACACACCAUCCUGUCCUUUCAAUCUGAGUUUGGCGUUUUCAAUAGCAACAUCUUUACCAUGUCUCACUGCGACUGCGAUAACAAGUUUCGCAGCUGUCUGAGGACGGCGAAUGACAGUAUAGCUGAUGUCGUGGGCUAUACCUUCUUCAACCUGUUGAAGAUGCACUGCUUCACCUUUUCACACCGCCUCCAGUGUGCUGAGAGGAACUGGUUUGGAAUGUGUAAAAAGACUCAGAUGGCGCUGUACGCUGACGUCCAUUCGCCCACGCAGUAUGAGUCGGCGCGCUCCGAAGACGAGGGCUGCAUGAACGGCUCCUGCUCUUACAUCAACUCCACUGCACCUGCAGAACUCCAGGAAACAAACACCUCAGAUCCACGCCUUCUCUCCACCACUGCAGCCACAUCCACGGUCCCUGCAGCUUCCUCCACUCCGUCCAUCACUGAUGGUACAAACUUCUCUGCUGGUAAAGCAUCAAUGGAUGCUAGAGAAAGUGUUACAGAGAACAAUUUACCUGCCAGACAUCGCGCUGGGACUCAGCAGUACUCCAAAUCUACAGAGGAGGAGAGCUCUUGCACUAUAUACAAGGAACUUGAUGAGUGUAAGAACAAGAUUCUACCCCAGCAGAGAAAAUAUGGCCUCCACAACACAGAAACGAAGAUGCUUUAUCACUGCAACUGUACAGCAAAACUGUUCCACACUGUGGCUCAAUGGAGACAGCUGAGCAAAGAGCAUGUUCUUCUGCUUGGACAUGUGGCUAAAUCCUGCUUCCUGCCACAGGACUGCACAGCAGGCAGCAACUGCACCGCAGUCCUGGUGAAAGCAGAACCUCCUCAGCUGCUUCAGAGGAAUGUCGCACAAGUGGAACAACAGCGCCAUCUACAGAUCGUGAAGCCGAAGGUCAGAAGGCUGGAGAUGAGGAAAGAAAAGAGAGAGGACAGACCUUUGAGGCUUUACAGGAUGUGUCUCAGAAUGACUCGACCCAAACAAAUGAAAAAGACCAAAAAAAGAACCCAAAACGCACAAACUAGAAACAUCCAAGCCACACAGGUCAACUGAACGGGACUGUAACAGAGCGGGACAGAAAUGGGACAUUGUGAAAUAACUCAUACAGGCAACCUUAUAGAAAAGCGGAAAAUCACUUUUUUUUUUUAGUUCUUUUCUUUCUCAGUUCACAAAGAUUAUUUAUUUAUCUUUUUAUUGGACUCAAUCUUAAAGUUAUAGUUUUCUGUCCGCACAGUAAAAGUUAACCUCAAAACCAG
This is a messenger RNA of Cyprinodon variegatus (sheepshead minnow), 1867 nucleotides long. It is a transcript of the gene pla2g3, whose product is annotated as group 3 secretory phospholipase A2-like. Gene Ontology annotation, biological process: phospholipid metabolic process; arachidonate secretion. Bases 42 to 1664 code for a protein of 540 amino acids. The transcript is spliced from 7 exons. Gene Ontology annotation, molecular function: A2-type glycerophospholipase activity. Lineage: Eukaryota; Metazoa; Chordata; Actinopteri; Cyprinodontiformes; Cyprinodontidae. The record is from RefSeq and is a predicted model, not a curated record.